Messenger RNA from Schizosaccharomyces japonicus yFS275, 1927 nucleotides. Its product is annotated as EKC/KEOPS complex subunit. NCBI's taxonomy places the organism in Eukaryota, Fungi, Ascomycota, Schizosaccharomycetes, Schizosaccharomycetales, Schizosaccharomycetaceae. The record is from RefSeq and is a predicted model, not a curated record. Bases 61 to 288 code for a protein of 75 amino acids. The transcript has a single exon.
CAGGAAUCCUUUUCGGUUAACAAAAUUUGCUGCAACUGCUAAAAGAACUUUUUUUUGACAAUGGCAGCUGCGGAAAAAAGUGCAAUCACUUUGGAGUACAAAGAGGAUAAAGUCGACGGGGUUUUCGACACUCUAGAAAUCCCAGUUGAAUCAGCCAAAGAAGGGAACUACGAAUCUUUGUUACAAGGAAUAUUAAGCAUGCAAAGCAUCUGCAACAUCAAAUUCACGGAUCGUAUGGCCUUUGAUAACGUAGACGAUGUUGAAGAAGAACAAGCCAUUCAGCUCUAAUAACAAACGUAACACAUUCUUAUUUUGUCUGACUUUACGCCCUGCCGGAGUGUCUGAAUGAACAAGUACGGUAAUUUAGCAUUGUUCUUGAUUGUGGGAUUUCCAUUUCAACAAAUUCAUACGUAACUUACAUGUACUCUUUAAGCUUCCGGAGACGUCUGGCACCCUCUUCCAACUCAUCAAACGUUUUACAGAAGGCAAAACGCAGGUACGUGUCGGCAAUGUGAGCGUCUUCGUCAGUGAAGAAUUCUGUCGGAGGAAUUGUAGCGAUACCAAUCUCCUUCAUGAGCCAAAGAGCAAUCUUGAAGUCACGGGGUCUGUCCUUGAUUGCGUCAGGGACGGGAUAGUCCUCGGGAACCUUGACCUUGGAAAAGUUAACCAUGGUGUAAUACGUUCCCUCAGGCUGCGAAUACGGCAAGCCGAGCUCGUCGAAAACAUCGGCCAAAACACGGAAACGCUUUUUGUAGCUGUCAACAUACUCGCUGAAGUAAUUGUACUGAUCGGCGACGGCUAAGGAGUCCGCAAUAGCCUGCUGCAUUGGUCCGUUCGUAGCAAAACAAAUACGAGUGUGUGCCGCUGAACAAUACUUAAUAAGAUGAGCAUCUCCAAUUAGCCAUCCAAUUCGCCAACCUGUAACGCCAAAAGUUUUGCCAGCGGAACCGACAGCGAUUACAUGUUUGAAGAGCUCGGGACGCAAUGUUGCCAAACGAGGAAACUCAUCAACAUAAGUUAAACGUUCGUACACCUCAUCUGAGACAACCACCAAAUUGUUUUCAAGGACCACGUCAGCAAUUUCCAGGAGCUCUUCUCUGGAAAAGACUUUGCCCAGUGGAUUGUGGGGAGUGUUAAUUACAAGCAUGCGAGUUUUGCUCGUUAUUGCUGCACGCAAACGUUGCAUGUCCAGCUUCCAUUCCGAAGCUGAAACAGGCCGUUCCGAGCCAGCGGCAGGAGGAAUGAUUGGGACAUAAACGGGAACACCGCCAUACAUCGUAAUGUUACUGAUAUACUGGUCAAAAAAAGGCUCCAUAACGAUUACCUCAUCUCCAGGGUUGAGAAAAGCAGCAAAUGCGCUUAAAAAGCCUUCGUUUGCGCCAGUUGUGACAAGAAUUUGGCUUUCGGGAUCAAGCUCACGGUUAUACAAAGGUGAGUAGGUCUUUGAUAAUUGUUUACGAAGAUUCAAACGGCCGCGAGUGUGUUGGUACUGGUUGCAAGAAACAUCAUCAAUGGCACGUUUUGCCGCAUCCAAAAUAAACUGAGGCGGAUUGUAAUUGAAAAAACCUUGACUAAGAGACACGGGAGGUACUUUGCAUUGUGCCGCUGUCUGGUUGAUAAAGGUCCAAACGUCUGGCCGAUUAGCUGCCAAACGAGCGCUGGGCAACAGAGCUGGCUUUGAGCCUGACAUAAUUGUUCGAAUAAAGCGCUUCAGCUUGAACUACGUUUAAAAAGAAAAGGAAACUUUUCUUUAAUCGGAAGUGAAAUCAGAUCGUAAACUAGCGUCCCUUGAGUUGCGCACCGUCUAUCAGCAAACAGAUGUGUUUCGGUUUAAUCGGUGAUGUGUUUAUAGCGAGACAAUUAUACCAUAUAGAUAUAUUCGGAACGCCGGAUUGUAAGUGAUGAGCCAGUCAUAAAGAAAUAGCGC